Messenger RNA from Vitrella brassicaformis, 1688 nucleotides. NCBI's taxonomy places the organism in Eukaryota, Vitrellaceae. The record is from the annotation of a GenBank genome assembly.
AUAAGAGCCUUCUGCUGACUGUACGACACUGUGAGAAGGCUGUUUUGUCCAGGAUCCAUCCAUGCUGCAGCCCAACAGGAUGGUAUCUGGGUCUUCCCAUCCGCCCCUCUUGCCAUCACCACGGCUCCCAAUGCCCCUCAACGCACCCCUCCAUGGUGGGCCGAUGCUGGUCCCGCCACCCCCUCCCCCGCCAAGGCCGCCGGCUGCACACCAUGCGCAUGCACACCACCGCAUCGCAUCGCUGAUCGAGGUGUGCGUGCACGUCAGCCACGAAACGGGAGAUGCAGACAUCGACCAACACCAUGUAAGUGGCCAACGAUGAAGGCGAUGAAGGCAAGAAAGAUGCAUGAAGAUGCAUGAUGCUUGGAGUUCAUGGGAUGGUGUGUGUGUGUGUGCGUCGUCAGUAUUAUGUGAUGGGCGAUGGCAAUGAUCUGCGGCAUUGGGGAAGGGCGGGCACUCUGCGGCUGGAUGGGCCGUUCCAGCCGCCGGAGGCACUCACGGAGAGUGCAUUCCGGGGGCACAAAGUGUUCAAACGAAUGGUGAGCAGCGAUGCAUAUGCGAUGCGAGAGGGCUACCAAAAGUGGUUUGUUUGUUGUCCCCUCUCUUGGUGAUUCAGAUCUUGUUGACUGAGUUCCCUCCGCAGGGCAUCCUCAUGUGGAAGGUGAGGCGGCGUAAAGAAAAGGAUCAGUCCACUGCAGGGCCCUGAACACAUGCAUCUCUGCAGGUGGUGAAGGUGCCCAAGUCGAUGCCGUUGACCGAGCAGUCCCCCGUCCCCCCUCCGCCCAUCUCAUCGGCGGAGCUGCCCGACGAACCCAUGUUCGGCCACGACUCCAUGGCCAGGGAUGGCGUCACGUGCAGCGGGCCGCGCAUCAUCCGCCUAAGGCCCACACACGACAUCAAGGAGGUCCCACCAAUACUCAAAAUUCACCCCGUGUAAGCACAGGACACCUACACACACACAGACAGACACACAGAUGGAUGGAUCGGUGUGCGUGUUUGGUUGUGUGUGUGUGUGUGCAGGACUCGUGGGGUGCGUCAGGUAGUGGCUGAGGACGUUGUGUAUCCCGUGUACUGCGACCCGAUGCUGCCGCCCCCGCCCACCGCACACGGCAGAUCGAGGCAGCCCUCGGCGCACAACGACAGAUGAGAGAGAGGAUGAUUGCGUGGGUAACAUGGUUCAUGGUUUGCUGAUUGCGUGUCGUGGUGGUGUGCGGCUCGAGUUCUGCCGGUACGUGCGGCGGGGUGCGCGGAACUGGUGGCGGCAGCACCACUGCUCGCCGUCCACACGUUCUCGUUCAGACCGGCACGUACCGGUAGAAUGGAGAUGGUGAUACAGACAGACAGACAGACAGAAAGCGUCCGAGAAAGGCAUACAGAAGGAUCGGUAACUGCUGUAACAGUGCUCAGUGCAUCUGCGUCCUUUGUUCCUUCGCCACGGCGUUGUCGGCUGUGUGGCUGCCAGCGUGCCCUGCAUCGGGCUUUCUGGCCGUCGCUGAAGAGAGAAUGCCGGCCGAAGUCAGAUGGGCCGCCAGUCCGCACGAGAAAGCUAUUGUGUGACUGUGGUAAGUUAACAUAAAGAUAGAGAGGGGCAGGGAGACUGCCUCAUGUGUUGCACACUGGUAUGGGUGGUCGGGAGGGCGGUGCGUGGGCGGUUAUUGGACCUUUUGCUGUUCUGUCCGUGGCGAGGG